Durusdinium trenchii is the source of this 1416-nucleotide messenger RNA. Lineage: Eukaryota; Dinophyceae; Suessiales; Symbiodiniaceae. The record is from the annotation of a GenBank genome assembly.
AUGACUUCCUUGGGCUCCGAGGAGGAACGAGCUCACAUGGAAAAGCUCAAGAAAUCCCAGAAGCAAAGGCAAAGCCGGGAGUUGAGGUACAAUCGUUCCAGCAGCACUUUAGCAAGUGCUCAGAUUACUGUGGCCAUCAAAAGCAUCGUGUCUUCAUGGACCUUUGAAGCUCUCUUUGCUUUUGCCAUCUUGUCGAACAGCAUUUUCAUCGGAGUGGAAGUGCACUUUGCAGCCCACAAUAGGGAAGGCUUGCCACCUGCCUUCUUCUACAUCGACCAGACCUACGCCGCACUCUUCUUGAUCGAACUGGUGCUGCGAAUUCUCGCUGAGCGGCUUCCGUUCUUUUGGUCCUCUCCAAAUGUGAUGUGGAACUACCUGGAUAUUCUCAUCAACAUCACCUCGGUGUUGAACCUGGUGUCUUUUAUUGCCAGCACCGGACAAGAUGCUGACUCAUUCAAAGCAUCUGGGAACGUCCGAAUCAUCCGGAUUCUACGACUGACCAGGGUCAUCCGGGUGGUGCGCAUCGUGAAAAUUGUACGCUUCAUCCGGGCGCUGAGAUCACUAGUGCACUCCAUUUUUGGAACUUUGAAGGUACUGCUAUGGUCUGUUCUGCUUCUUGUGAUGAUCAUGUACGUCUUUGCAAUCGUCUUUUGUGAUGUGUCAAAUGAGUAUCUGGGUGGUUUCGAGGACGUGUCCGAUACAGGCAAAACGUUCUUGGAGCGGUACUUCGUUGACCUGGAACGCUCCAUCAUGACGCUGUUUCAGAGCAUUGUGAAUGGAUUAAAUUGGGGGGAUGUGGCUGAUGAGCUCAACAAGCUCAGUCGAAUCUGGGGCUAUUUGUAUGUUGUCUAUAUUGCAUUUUGCAUGUUUGCCGUGUUAAACGUGAUGACCGGGAUGUUCUGCCAAUCGGCGAUUGAGAGUGCAGAACGUGACCAAGAGCUGCACGUCCAAGCGGUCUUGAAUACCAAGCAGCAGCAGGUGGAGAUGUUCAUGUCUAUUUUCCACAUGCUGCAGAAGGACCGUGGGCGACGUGCAUCGCACAACCAGAACUUGACCUUCACGGAGUUUGAGCAUUUGUUUGACCAGCCACACAUCCGCUCGUUCUUCCAGGCAUUAGAUGUUGAGACCAAAGAUGCUUGGACACUCUUCAAGCUCAUGGACGUCUCAGGCCACGGUGAUAUUGAUGCUUCGGAGUUUGUGGAAGGUUGCAUGCGUUUGAAGGGUCCUGCUCGAGCCAUCGACAUGUCCAUCCUCAUGCAGGAACAGCGGCGGAUGCGAAAGAAGUUGGUGAGUAUGGAGCAGGUUCUUUUGGACUCGUUAGGGCGACCUCGAACCCGAACGCACUCCUCAGCCACCAUGACUGCUGCUUCACUACCUUCUCAAGUGAUUCCCUUUGAAGAGGUUGUGUCGAUGUAG